Molecule: messenger RNA, 6148 nt
Organism: Erigeron canadensis
Lineage: Eukaryota; Viridiplantae; Streptophyta; Magnoliopsida; Asterales; Asteraceae
Product: helicase and polymerase-containing protein TEBICHI
Exons: 25
Coding region: 1-5913 (1970 amino acids)
Biological process (GO): DNA-templated DNA replication; double-strand break repair
Molecular function (GO): DNA binding; ATP binding; DNA-directed DNA polymerase activity
Source: RefSeq, a predicted model, not a curated record
AUGGCGUCUGGUGGUCCAUCACGUUCCCGUGUCGAUCAGUUUUUUUCUUCUAAGAAAAAGAAAAAGUUUGUAUCCCCUCUUUCGAAAUCGGGGAAAGCUGAACAAGAUGCAAAACUUUCACUCGAAUGGUCUCCUAGUGCCAAGGGUUCUUUAUCCAGCUAUUUAGUUUCCUCCCAAAAUGAGGAUCGUCCUAUUAUCACCUUGCCUACAGAUUAUGGGCCAUCUGACAGACAAGAUCAAGUUCGAAGAAACCUGGCAACAGAGAUUGAAUCAUCUGUAAGAAAUGAUUCUGUGGAUGGCGUGCAGAACGCAGAACUACAACAGUUUGCAGCUAAUUUUUUGUCCGUUUAUUGUAGUGAUCUUCCAACCACAAAAGUAAGUACAAAUAAAAGGCCAGGUAGUCCAACUAUGAUAGAUUUGGAAGAUACGCCGAUCAAGAAGAGACAUUCAAGUAGUGUUGGAAACCACUCACAUGAGAAGGAACUUCAAUUGAGCUUAAGGAAAUGCAAUAAGACAUCCAUUGAAGAUGCUGACAUGGCACUAUGCAAUACGCCAGGACUGGCAGCAGUUAAAGUUGGUGUUGAAGAAACACCCCAGCCAAUGUGCGGAAGCUCUUUAUUUUCACCUGGAGACACGUUCUGGAAAGAGGCAAUGCAGGUGGCAGAUGGUAUGUCCAGAGCAAAUGGUGUUUUUCUGGAAGCUGCCAACAGAGGCUUAAGUGGUGAUGUGGAUGUUGGCUUGGCAUCUUCAGGGCAGAUUGGUAACUCUAAUGACAAAGAAGUGUCACCGUUACCCGUGAAGCAUUUUGAUUUCUCCUGUGAGGAUAAAAAUAUGGCUGUGGAUGAUCCACCCAAUUGUGUUAUAAAUAAUAUGAGCACCCCUUGCAACCCAGUUCAAUCUUUGUCUAAAUUGCCAGAAACAACUUCAAGUUGUGUAAUUGCCAAAAGGAGAAUGGAUGUACUGAAUCAACCCAAUGAUAAUAUAACAUCUAGCAGUACACCAGGUACAAACGUCAAAAGUAACAAUGUAAAUGGUUUUAAUAGUGUAGAAAACACUCCAUCGAGUUCUGUGCCUCUCAAUGAUCGUUUAGAUAUUAGCAAUUGGCUCCCUUCUGAAUUAUGCAGCAUAUAUAAGAAACGGGGAAUAUCAAAGCUUUAUCCUUGGCAGGUGGACUGCCUUCUGGUUGAUGGGGUGUUGCAUAAAAGAAACCUGGUGUAUUGUGCAUCUACAAGUGCUGGGAAAAGUUUUGUUGCAGAAAUUCUAAUGUUACGUAGAGUAUUAUCAACAAGAAAAGUGGCACUUCUUGUUCUUCCAUAUGUAUCAAUUUGUGCAGAGAAGGCAGAACAUCUUGAAUCCCUACUGGAACCACUUGACAAGCAUGUUCGUAGUUAUUAUGGAAGCCAAGGUGGUGGAUCACUUCCUAAAGAUACCUCUGUAGCUGUUUGCACAAUCGAGAAAGCAAACUCUCUACUCAAUAGAUUGCUUGAAGAGGGACGUUUGUCAGAAGUUGGGAUCAUAGUAAUUGACGAACUUCACAUGGUUGGAGAUCAGCACAGGGGAUAUCUCUUGGAGCUUAUGCUGACAAAGCUUCGGUAUGGAGCUGGUGAAGGCAGAGUAGAAUUUUCUAGUAGAGAAAGUUCUGGAACAAGCAGUGGGGGAACUGACCCCACUCAUGGUCUCCAAAUUGUUGGGAUGAGUGCGACUUUGCCCAAUGUUGGUGCAGUUGCUGAUUGGCUUCAAGCAGCACUAUACCAGACAGAUUUUCGACCUGUUCCACUUGAGGAGUAUAUUAAAGUUGGUAACACAAUAUAUAACAAAAAGAUGGAACUUGUCAGGACAAUGUCAAAAAGAGCUGAUCUUGGUGGGAAAGAUCCUGAUCAUAUCGUAGAAUUAUGUAACGAGGUUGUGCAAGAGGGCCACUCUGUGUUGAUCUUUUGCUCCAGUCGUAAAGGAUGUGAAUCAACGGCUAAGCAUGUUGCAAAGUACCUCAAUAAAUUUUCCGUCAAUACAUAUAAUGGUGAAAAUGAAUAUCCUGAUAUUGCUGCUGCCAUGGAUGCAUUGCAAAAGUCUCCAGCAGGAUUAGAUCCUGUGCUAGCUGAAACACUUUCUUCAGGUGUUGCCUAUCAUCAUGCGGGUCUUACAGUUGAAGAAAGAGAAAUUGUUGAAAACUGCUACCGCAAAGGUUUAGUACGUGUCUUAACUGCUACAUCCACCUUAGCUGCUGGGGUAAAUCUACCUGCAAGGAGGGUUAUCUUUCGACAACCUCGGAUUGGUCGCGAUUUUAUAGAUGGGACCAGAUACCGACAAAUGUCUGGGCGUGCAGGCCGCACCGGAAUUGAUACUAAAGGAGAGAGUGUGCUAAUAUGCAAGCCUGAAGAAGUGAAAAGAAUAGUGUCACUGAUUGGGGAUUGCUGCCCACCAUUGCAUUCUUGUUUAUCAGAAGAUAAGAAUGGAAUGACACAUGCAAUCUUAGAAGUCGUUGCUGGUGGUAUUGUUCAAACUGCUAAUGAUAUUCAUCGAUAUGUUAGAUGCACACUUCUCAAUUCAACACAACCAUUUGAAGACGUAGUAAAAUCAGCAAAAGAUUCUUUAAAGUGGCUGUGUCAUAGGAAGUUUCUAGAGUGGAGUGAAGAUACUAAGUUAUAUACUACCACGCCUCUAGGCCGUGCUUGUUUUGGCAGCUCUCUUUGCCCUGAGGAGUCACUCAUUGUUCUGGAUGAUCUCUCAAGGGCUAGAGAAGGAUUUGUGCUCGCGUCAGACUUGCACUUAGUGUAUUUGGUAACACCAACUAAUGUUGAUGUUGAGCCAGAUUGGGAAUUGUAUUAUGAGAGAUUCAUGCAAUUGCCUGCUCUUGAUCAGUCUGUUGGAAAUCGUGUUGGAGUGCAAGAACCAUUUUUGAUGCGUAUGGCUCAUGGAGCUCCAAUUCGCACUUCAGAAAGAUCAAGACAUGCAGUAAAAGGACUUGGGGUGUCAAUCAAUGGCAUUUUUACCGAUGAUCAAAUGCUUCGUGUCUGUAAGAGGUUCUAUGUUGCACAAAUCUUGUCAAGACUUGUACAGGAAGUACCAGUGGCAGAUGUUUGUGCAGCUUUCAAGGUGGCACGCGGAAUGGUUCAAUCUUUGCAAGAAAAUGCGGGAAGGUUUGCUUCUAUGGUAUCUGUGUUUUGUGAAAGGCUUGGUUGGCAUGAUCUCGAGGGCUUGGUUUCCAAGUUCCAAAAUCGUGUUUCAUUUGGUGUAAGAGCAGAGAUUGCCGAACUUACUACCAUUCCCUAUGUCAAGGGUGCUCGAGCUAGGGCGCUUUAUAAAGCUGGCUUACGCACUCCCCAAGCAAUUGCUGAAGCAUCUACACCUGAAAUUGCUAAGGCAAUAUAUGAAUCUACAUCGUGGGAUGCACAAGAAAACACAGCACAAAAACGUAUUCAGUUGGGAGUGGCCAAAAAGAUAAAGAAUGGUGCCCGGAAAAUUGUGCUGGAUAAAGCUGAAGAAGCAAGAGCUGCUGCUUUCUCGGCUUUCAAGGCUCUUGGAGUUGACAUUCCUCAGUUUUCUUUACCCAAAUUGCCAAUAUCUUCUGUGAAUAUCACUAAAAAGGAAACAGUAACGUCUUCACGCGAAGAGACAACCAGUAGCUUUGUUGGCAUGGAUGAAACAGAUGGGAAGCCAAAAACCGAGGGACCGAAGGAAGAAAAAUCUGCAGAAGAAAACUCAGAUGAUACUACCUUAAGUAACUCGAAUACUAAGAACAUGGCGGCAGAGGUAGAUGGUGCGAAAGAAAAAAACUUUGAUAAGAAUAUUCAUCAAACUGAGGAAAAGAAUGAGAAUAUAUGUGUUGGUAAGAAGGAACAGACUUCUGAGAAGGGUCCUAUGAGUGCAAUACACAUUCCUGGUGGUUUUGAUUCAUUCUUGGAUAUGUGGGACUCAACACAUGAAUUCUUUUUUGAUAUUUACUUCAAUAAAAGGUCUGAAUUUCACACGAUUGCCCCAUUUGAAUUACAUGGUAUCGCAAUCUGCUGGGAAGAUUCUCCUGUUUACUAUAUUAACAUUCCGAAAGAUCUGUUUUGUUCAGACAGCAAAAAUAAUAAAACCUUGAUCGGUAAUGAUCUUGAUAUUGCAAAGCAGAGAUGGGAUAGAGUUGGUCUGAUUAUGGGGAAAAACCAAGUAAGAAAAUUCGGGUGGAAUUUGAAGAUCCAAAACCAGGUGCUAAAAUAUCCUGCUGUUUCUAUUCAGAGAUUCGGUAGCAUGAUCCAUCCAGUAAAACCUAUCGGUGUGGAACUCGUAGAAAACAGUUACUAUAUGUUUUCUCCCAUUCAUAUCAAAGAUGCUAUUGAUUUGUGUGUUGUAACUUGGAUUCUUUGGCCCGAUGAAGAGAGAAGUUCUAAUCCAAAUUUAGAAAAGGAAGUCAAGAAAAGGUUAUCUAGUGAGGUGGCAGCUGCUGCAAACCAAAAGGGUCGGUGGAAAAAUCAGAUGCGAAGAGCUGCACAUAAUGGUUGCUGUAGGCGGGUUGCUCAAAUACGUGUGCUAUCAUCUGUUCUCUGGAAGUUGCUAACAUCUGAGAACCUUCAUGGACCGCUUGUAACUGUUGAGAUGCCACUGGUAAAUGUUCUUGCUGACAUGGAGCGUUCUGGGAUUGGUGUUGAUAUGGAUGGUUGCAUUCAAUCACGUCACAUGCUGGGUAAAAAACUUAGAUAUCUUGAGAAAGAAGCAUACAGACUGGCGGGUACAAGAUUUUCUUUAUAUACUGCAGCAGAUAUAGCAGAUGUGCUCUAUACACGAUUAAAGCUGCCAAUUCCUGAUGGUUACAAAGGGAAAAACCAUCCCAGUACUGAUAAACAUUGUUUAGAAUUGUUAAGGCUUGACCAUCCUAUCAUUCCUGUUAUAAAAGAGCACCGGACAUUGGCCAAGCUUUUGAACUGUACAUUGGGUUCAAUAUGUUCACUAGCAAAGUUAUCCAUGAGGACUCAAAGAUACACACUUCACGGACAUUGGCUCCAAACUUCAACAGCAACAGGAAGGUUAUCCAUGGAGGACCCCAAUCUACAGUGUGUUGAGCAUAUGGUUGAAUUCAAGAUGAAGCGAGAUGAGAACGAGGAUGGUGACUCAGAAGAAGAGCACUACAAAGUAAAUCCUCGUAUUUUCUUCAUUGCUACUCAGGAAAAUUGGUUACUAGUAACAGCAGAUUAUUCUCAGAUAGAACUGAGAUUAAUGGCUCAUUUCUCGAAAGACCUGUCAUUAAUUGAGCUCCUCACAAAGCCUCUUGGUGAUGUUUUCAAUAUGAUUACUGCAAAAUGGACCGGGAAAACAGAGUCUUCAGUGGACCCUAAAGAACGAGAUCAAACCAAAAGACUGAUUUAUGGUAUUCUAUAUGGUAUGGGUGCAAAUUCCCUAGCAGACCAACUGGAAUGCUGUCCAGAUGAUGCUACUGAAAAGAUUCAGAGCUUUAAAAGGUCAUUUCCUGGCGUUUCUUCGUGGCUUAAGGAAGCCGUGGCAGUGUGCCGAAAAAAAGGUUAUGUAGAAACUUUAAUGGGAAGAAAGCGAUUUUUGGCGAAAAUUAAGUUUGGAAAUACUGAAGAAAAAUCAAAAGCUCAGAGACAAGCUGUAAAUUCCAUUUGUCAGGGAUCUGCAGCUGACAUAAUUAAAGUUGCAAUGGUAACCAUACACUCUGUUAUUGGUGAAGGGAUUGAGAAGUCAGCAUCUAGUGUUCAGCUUGCAGAAAGAUUCCACAUGCUUAAGGGUCGUUGUAGGAUACUUUUACAGGUACAUGACGAAUUGAUACUAGAAGCUGAUCCAUCAGUUGUGAAUGAAGCUGGUUCACUGCUGAAAUUGUGCAUGGAAAGUGCUGCUUCACUUCUCGUUCCAUUGAUCGUCAAGCUGAAGUGUGGAAGAACAUGGGGAUCUUUAGAACCACUACUGCCGGAGUAAACACAAGGGAUAACCAUAUAAAUCGCUAACAGAGGCCAAUUGUAAAUAACUUUUCUUGUAAGUAAUGUCAUUCACACCAAAUCUAUCUUAUAUUUCCUCAUUCAAUGAAGUUACAACAUUACAAUUUGGAAGUUAUUUAUUUGCCAUAGUAGCAUCACGAAGUUUUACAACUUGUAUACGAGAAACAAAGACAUGAUAAUGAAAAAGGUUGAUACCAUUGUUUGUAGUUUGAAAA